Perca flavescens (yellow perch) is the source of this 2319-nucleotide messenger RNA. It is a transcript of the gene ap3m1, whose product is annotated as adaptor related protein complex 3 subunit mu 1. Lineage: Eukaryota; Metazoa; Chordata; Actinopteri; Perciformes; Percidae. The transcript is spliced from 10 exons. Gene Ontology annotation, cellular component: clathrin adaptor complex. The record is from RefSeq and is a predicted model, not a curated record. The coding region runs from base 187 to 1443 and encodes 418 amino acids. Gene Ontology annotation, biological process: vesicle-mediated transport; intracellular protein transport.
CCCAAGCGCUCACAUACAGAUCAGCUGCCCGCAAAGCUUGCCUGAUUAAAAAGUCCGAUACUUUGCUCUAAAACUAUCGAUCAGGUUGACACUAGAGUUGAUCUGCAGGCGUCUCUUCAGCAACUCAGACAAUUUCUGCCAUACUGGCACCAUAUCCUUUGCAAUAUACCGGAGUUAGCAGCUGAGAUGAUCCACAGUCUGUUCCUGAUUAAUCACUCGGGAGACCUCUUCCUGGAGAAACACUGGAAGAGUGUCAUCAGCCGGAGUGUGUGUGAUUACUUUUUCGAGGCGAAGGAGAAGGCAGUGGACCCGGAGAAUGUGCCCCCUGUCCUGCAGACCCCACACCACUAUCUCAUCACCAUAUACAGGGACAAGCUCUUCUUCCUUUCUGUCAUUCAGACUGAAGUCCCUCCACUGUUUGUCAUUGAGUUCCUGCACAGAGUGGCAGACACAAUUCAGGACUACUUUGGAGAGUGCUCAGAAAGUGUAAUCAAGGACAAUGUGGUGACUGUGUAUGAGCUGUUGGAGGAGAUGCUGGACAACGGCUUUCCACUAGCAACAGAGUCUAACGUCCUCAAAGAGAUGAUCAGGCCUCCCACCAUCCUGCGAUCAGUUGUCAAUACGCUCACAGGAGGUAGUAAUGUUGGAGAUACAUUACCAACCGGUCAGUUGUCCAAUAUCCCAUGGAGGAGGGCUGGUGUUAAAUACACUAAUAAUGAGGCAUAUUUUGACGUGAUAGAGGAAAUCGAUGCCAUUCUGGACAAAUCAGGUUCGACAGUAUUUGCAGAGAUCCAGGGUGUAAUUGAAGCCUGUGUGAGGCUCACUGGGAUGCCUGACCUGACUCUGUCCUUUAUGAAUCCUCGUCUCCUCGAUGAUGUGAGUUUCCACCCAUGUGUGCGGUUUAAGCGCUGGGAGUCUGAGCGCGUCCUCUCUUUCAUCCCGCCAGAUGGAAACUUCACACUCAUGAACUAUCAUGUCAGCUCUCAAAAUCUCGUGGCCAUUCCAGUGUACGUGAAGCAGAGCAUCACUUUCUUUGAGAUGGGACCUUGUGGUCGCCUGGACAUCACAAUCGGACCCAAGCAGACCAUGGGGAAGACGGUGGAGGCCUUGAUGGUCACUAUCCACAUGCCUAAAGCUGUGCUCAGUGCCAACCUCACACCCACACAGGGAAACUACACCUACGACCUUGCUACCAAGGUGUUGGUUUGGGACAUUGGGAAACUGAACCCCCAGAAGCUUCCUAACUUAAGAGGCAGUCUGAGUCUGCAGGCAGGAGCCCCCAAACCUGAAGAUAACCCAUCACUCAACAUUGACCUGAAGAUUCAGCAGGUUGCCAUAUCAGGUCUUAAGGUCAGUCGGCUUGACAUGUAUGGAGAGAAAUACAAGCCGUUUAAAGGGGUCAAAUAUCUGACUAAAGCAGGGAAAUUCCAAGUGCGGACCUGAGUAAUGACAUGUCAGAGGACAAUGGUCAACAAUCCAAUGUGCCAAAUAGGGAGCAAGACAAUCGACUCAAACAUGUCUUACAUAUCCUCUGGCUCAUUGUUAUUAAUGAAGAGUUAUUUAUUAUGUCUUUGGCAUUACAUAUAUAUGACUGAAUGGUAUUUGUGGCCUGUAAAGGGAAGCCUUAAUAAUCAAUGUGACCUUGUUGAAGUGCUUCUAGUUUCUAUCUAGUUUAAAUGUGCUGUAUUGUAUGCACCAUUCCUCCUUUUCUUUUUGGACUUUUUCAGUUUUUUUUUUCUUUUCUUUUCUUUUCUUUUAACACCUUCUGAUUGUUGCCUGAGGGAAAUAUUUCUGUUUGAAAAGUGACACUCCCAUUUUAACACAACUAUACAUACAAUCUUGCAUUUUGCCUAAAAGUAAGCAACCAUGCCUUUGAAAACAUUUUUACAUAAUAUAAGGUAGCAAGUUUUAUACUAAACACAUUUUCAAAAAUAUUUUAGUCUUUAGUGCAGGUAUUUCUUACACACAUUCAUUCUUUAAUGAGGCCUUUGGGUAGGUAAAGGUGCUUUGUAUAGCACACUACAGCACAAAUACAUGUUUUGGAGGCAUGAGUGGAAGUACAUUCUUUUUCAAAAUAUAUCUUUACAUCUAACGUACAUUGUUUGACUUAUGGAGAACUAUCUGCAGGGCCUGUACACAAUUGCGUAAAAAGGAACUCAAGGAAAUCUACAAAAUCCUCACAUAAUCUUGAAUGCAACUAUAUACUCAGCACAAGAUUUGCACAAUCAGUUGUUGAUGUGAAAAAUACUACUUAAAGCUCCUUAAGAAGUUGAAUCUGUAUUCCAGUGUGUAAUAUGUCUUAUAAAAGCUUUAAAAAGA